UUUUUGUUAAGGUCUAUCGGCCGUGACCCGCAGCGUUAAAAUUUAUAAUAAUUUUUUAUAUUUUAUAAUUUUAACUAUAUGCCUGUAAGAUCUAAGGUCUUUUUAAAUGCAUACUGCACGGCACUAGUUAGAAGGAAUAGAAAGAAUUUUUUGUUGGUACAUUGAAUUGAGAAUAAGAUGAUUAGUAUCUCAUAAUCCCACGGGUGGCUUCCAAGCUGGGGGAUAAAGAAAAGAAUGCUGCCUGACGUAGGGGUCGAAUCCAUACCUCCAGGCUAUUAGUCAAGCACUUCAUCCACUGCACCAUUACCACCCGCAAAUAAAAAAAAAACUUUCUUUUACUAUUGUGUUUGUAAUUUUGGGAACCUUAAAAAUAAUGUUUUGAAAAAAAGGCAUGUAGCUUUGUGCGCAUAUUCGGGAAGUAAUCCAAUUCGAUUUUUGAAGGAGAGACUAAAAAAUCGCCUUUAUUCCUAGAUCCCUAUGUUGUCCGUUAGUGAAAUAAACUAGCAAAGAAAAACUAAAAGAAAAUUAUCUAUACCGACUAAAUUAAAAUAAAAUAAGUACUGUAAAAUAUCGUACAAAGGACAACAAAUUUUGUUUGGUAAAAAUUAAAGUAGUUUUCACUGUGUUGAUAGUAUUUGUUAUCAUUGCAAGAGAAAGUGAAAAAAAGGCCAGGGGCCUCUCGCCGUCAUGUCGUCUGUCAAAGUGGCGGUUCGAGUGCGACCCUUCAAUUCACGCGAAAUUUCUCGAGAGUCAAAAUGCAUUAUUGAAAUGAGUGGUGCUACCACAUGCAUUCGAAAUCCAAAGGUUCCACCAAACUCAAAUGAAGCCAAUAAACAAUUUAACUUUGACUACUCAUAUUGGUCCCACAACCCCAGAGAUCCGGAGUUUUCCACUCAAGAAAUGGUUUACAAGGAUAUUGGUGAAGAAAUGCUACAACAUUCAUUCGAUGGGUACAAUGUAUGUAUAUUUGCAUAUGGGCAAACUGGCGCAGGAAAGUCCUACACUAUGAUGGGCAAACAAGAAGAAAGUCAAGAAGGUAUCAUCCCUAUGAUUUGUAAAGAUUUGUUCCAAAGGAUUCAUGAUACAGAGACCGUUGAGUUGAAAUACUCGGUUGAAGUUUCCUAUAUGGAAAUUUAUUGUGAGCGGGUACGUGAUUUAUUAAAUCCAAAAAACAAGGGAAAUCUUCGGGUGCGUGAACAUCCUUUACUUGGACCUUAUGUAGAAGAUCUUUCUAAAUUAGCUGUAACUGACUAUCAGGAUAUUCACGAUCUAAUCGACGAAGGUAACAAGGCAAGAACUGUUGCUGCUACUAAUAUGAACGAAACAAGUUCUAGAUCUCAUGCUGUAUUCACGAUAUUUUUUACCCAAAGACGACAUGAUGAAAUGACUGAUUUGACUACUGAAAAAGUCUCAAAAAUAAGUUUGGUCGAUUUAGCCGGAUCAGAGCGAGCUGAUUCUACCGGCGCCAAGGGUACACGUCUAAAGGAAGGUGCUAACAUAAACAAAUCAUUGACGACUUUAGGAAAAGUCAUUUCUGCAUUGGCCGAAAUUGCUUCGAAGAGUAAGAAGUCAAAAAAAGCUGACUUCAUUCCGUAUCGUGACUCGGUAUUAACCUGGCUUCUCCGUGAAAAUUUAGGUGGAAACUCAAAAACCGCUAUGAUUGCUGCUAUAUCGCCAGCUGAUAUAAAUUACGAUGAAACACUUAGUACAUUACGAUAUGCCGACCGGGCCAAGCAGAUUGUUUGCAAAGCUAUUGUCAACGAGGAUGCCAAUGCCAAACUUAUACGUGAACUUAAAGAAGAAAUCCAAAAACUACGCGAUCUCCUUAAAGCCGAGGGCAUUGAAGUACAAGAAGGGCCAGAUGGUAAAGUGGUUUGUGAGAAGCGAGAUCCAAAUAAAGACGAAUUCAAUAAAAAUGGAAACCCGACAUCGGAAAACAAGUCUCCCAUUAAAGGACGUAAUCGAAAUGGUUCAACAACAGACAUGGCUGUUGAUCAGCUCCAAGCUAGUGAAAAAUUGAUCGCAGAGCUAAACGAAACUUGGGAGGAAAAAUUAAAACGAACAGAGGCUAUACGUAUCCAGCGAGAAGCUGUCUUUGCUGAAAUGGGAGUUGCUGUAAAAGAAGAUGGUAUAACGGUUGGAGUUUUUUCACCAAAGAAGACACCGCAUUUAGUGAACCUUAAUGAAGACCCUAAUUUGUCUGAAUGUCUCUUAUAUUACAUAAAAGACGGCAUUACAAGGCUUGGAACUCAUGAAGCAAAUGUUCCACAAGAUAUACAACUAUCUGGUUCACACAUUCUCAAAGAACAUUGUACUUUUGAAAACCGGAAUGACAAUGUUACUCUAAUUCCACACAAAGAUGCUUUAGUGUAUUUGAAUGGUCGAAAACUGGUCGAACCUGAGGUUCUGGUAACUGGCUCGCGGGUUAUAUUAGGAAAAAAUCACGUUUUCAGAUAUACUCAUCCUGAACAAGCCAGAGAAAUCAGGGAAAAGAUAUUAUCUACAAACGAAGCAGAAACUGAAAAGGCAGUUACUGAGGAAACCAAUCAACAAGUUGAUUGGAACUUCGCCCAAUGUGAACUAUUGGAGAAACAAGGCAUUGACUUGAAAGCAGAAAUGAAAAAGCGAUUAGAUACAUUAGAAGAACAAUAUAAGAAAGAAAAAAUGCAAGCUGAUCAAGAAUUUGAAGAACAAAGAAAAACUUACGAGGCCCGCAUCGAUGCCCUUCAGAAACAAGUAAUGGAACAGAGCAUGACAAUGUCGAUAUAUAGCAGUUGCAGUCCUGAAGACUACCAACAAGACAACAUAUUUGAAAAUCCACUAUACGAUUCUUGUUGGAAUGCAAGAGAGGCAGGUCUAGCUGCAUGGGCAUUCCGUAAGUGGCGUUAUCACCAAUUUACUUCUUUACGUGAUGAUUUAUGGGGAAACGCUAUAUUUUUAAAAGAAGCGAAUGCAAUUUCUGUGGAGUUGAAGAAAAAGGUUCAAUUCCAGUUUACACUUCUCACGGAUACUCUCUACUCACCCCUUCCACCGGAAUUAAUACCAAAUGCUCUAACCCCCAUCCAAGGUGAAGACGAAUUCGGUGCACCACCCAUUUCAAAAACAAUUGUUGCCGUCGAAGUAACUGAUACCAAAAACGGUGCAACUCAUUACUGGUCUUUGGAAAAAUUACGUUAUCGCCUCGAAAUGAUGCGACAGAUUUAUAAUGUUGAGAGUCCGCCAUCGUCAAUGAUUUUCGAUUUAUCGCCAUUGGCAGAGCCAACACCAUCCGUAUUAUCCUUAUACAAUCUAUCUGAACAAAAUGACCAACCAGCAUUUUUAUUACCAAAAUCAGAGUUUGAUAAUAUUAUGUCUUAUGAUGUCAACAUUUUGUCAAGUGGCUAUGAAAACAAAAACGAUUGUAGGCGUUAUCAACAAAAUGAUUUGUUGCAGUGCAUUCCUCCGUGUCCUAAUGGAUCAACAGCCAACAGAUUAUCACUUGUAAAUUUGCUGCCAUCUAGGCAACGUCUUGAACUCAUGCGAGAGAUGUAUCACAAUGAAGCCGAACUUAGCCCAACUUCUCCAGAUUACAAUGUUGAAAGCCUCACUGGUGGUGAUCCGUUUUAUGACCGUUUUCCUUGGUUCCGAAUGGUUGGCCGAUCAUUUGUGUAUUUGAGUAAUCUCUUGUACCCGGUUCCAUUGGUUCAUAAAGUGGCUAUUGUCAACGAAAGAGGUGACGUUCGUGGUUAUUUGCGAAUUGCAGUUCAACCAGUUUUGGAUGAAGAAAGCAUAGACUUUAAUAACGGUGUAAAGCAGUCUGCUCGGCUGCUCUUCGAAGAGAACGCUAAGCCCAAAUACCGCUCAAUGACUGAGAAAGACGAACGCAUUAUUGACUCAAGUUUGGAUACCAAAAUCGAAGAAUUAGAACUCGAAGAUGCAGAUUCCGGGCGUGGGGACUCAAGUGUGGCAUCCGAGUGUCAGGAGAUAACUGACGAACUUGCGGCACAUCUUCAAGUAGGUAAAGAGUUCACAUUCCGCGUAACGGUAUUGCAAGCAACUGGAAUAAGCUCUGAAUAUGCAGACAUAUUCUGUCAAUUCAAUUUUCUACAUCGUCAUGAAGAGGCUUUUUCAACAGAGCCUGUCAAAAACUCAGCUUCUGGUGCACCACUUGGAUUUUAUCAUGUUCAAAACAUUACUGUUCCAGUUACCAAAUCUUUUAUAGAGUACAUGAAAACACAACCUAUCAUGUUUAAGAUUUUCGGGCACUAUCAAAAUCAUCCAUUGCAUAAAGACGCAAAACAGGAAUUCGUUUCAAGACCCCCACCAAGAAGGAUGCUUCCACCCAGUAUUCCCAUCAGUCAGCCAGUUAGGAGUCCUAAAUUUGGACCGCUACCAUGUCCUCCAUCUUCUACGGUUUUGGCAAAACAUGAUGUCCUUGUAUGGUUUGAGAUAUGCGAAUUGGCACCAAAUGGAGAAUAUGUACCAUCAGUGGUCGAACACAGUGAUGAUCUUCCUUGUCGAGGUUUAUUUUUAUUGCAUCAAGGCAUACAAAGACGUAUUCGGAUAACGAUUGUCCACGAACCAACUGCUGAAGUAAAAUGGAAGGAAAUUAACGAACUAGUUGUUGGUCGUAUUCGAAGCACUCCCGAAUCUUCAGAUGAUAUUGACGAUGAUUCGUGCGUCUUAUCUCUCGGUUUGUUCCCUGGAGAACUAUUAGACUUACCUGGAGACGACAGAUCAUUCUAUAGAUUCGAAGCGGCAUGGGAUUCUAGUUUACAUAAUUCUACUCUUUUGAACCGUGUUACACAAGCUGGUGAAACUAUUUACAUAACACUUAGUGCUUACUUAGAGUUGGAGAAUUGCGCUCGCCCAGCAAUAAUUACUAAAGAUUUGAGUAUGGUUAUUUAUGGGCGGGAUGCUAGAACGGGACCACGUUCCUUGAAACAUCUUUUCUCUGGGCAAUACCGAAAUCCGGAAGCCAACCGAUUAUCUGGAGUUUAUGAACUUUCUCUUCGGAGAGCAUCUGAAGCAGGUAGUCCAGGUGUACAACGACGACAGCGAAGGGUUCUUGAUACAAGUUCAACAUAUGUUAGAGGCGAAGAAAACCUGCAUGGUUGGAGACCACGUGGUGACUCCUUGAUAUUUGAUCAUCAAUGGGAGCUGGAAAAAUUGACACGACUCGAAGAAGUAGGCCGCGUAAAACAUUAUUUGUUGUUAAGAGAACGUCUGGGCAUGGAUACGAAUCCAAAUCCUACUACAAAAACGGAAAAAGAUGUGUGCAAUCUUGCUGCUAGAGCUGGAACUUCACCCGUUCAUAUGGUGAUUCCGCCAUCACCACAAACCCCUGUUAGAGAUCCCCAACAAAUAAUACCAGAUCGCGAAUAUAACCAAAGAGAACAAGAAUUAAUGCUCAAAUGUUUAAAACUGAUUCAAGGAUGUUACAAUAACAAAUCUGAAUCGACAGAGAACUUGCAAUCAGCAUCUGAUGCAUCGCCAGGCGAUGAAGGAUGUGCUGACAUGACUGCUAGUUGUAUUUCAGGAAACUCUCUUGAACUUUGCUCUCCAGAACGAACAGACGCCCCAAAUGGUUGGGAGGCACCAGCCCCAGCAACUCAGCCUGCCCUUCCGCUAAGGCUUUAUGUACCCGAAUUAGAAGAAAUUCGAGUGAGUCCAGUUGUUGCACGUAAGGGUGUUCUUAAUGUCUUAGAGCAUGGUGGGUCUGGCUGGAAGAAACGCUGGGUGACCGUCCGUCGUCCUUAUGUUUUUAUUUACAAAUCAGAAAAGGACCCAGUUGAGAGAGCAAUACUCAAUUUGGCUACAGCACAAGUAGAAUGUAGUGAAGACCAAGCAGCUAUGGUUAAAAUUCCAAAUACAUUUAGUGUUGUCACAAAGCAUCGUGGGUACCUUCUGCAAACACUUGGUGACAAAGAGGUACAUGAUUGGUUGUAUGCUAUUAAUCCUCUAUUAGCUGGACAAAUAAGGUCAAGACUGGCACGCCGAACACUAGAAACUAUAUCCCAGACACAAGUAACUCAAAAUUCGAACAAAUGAGAUACAAUAACGAUGGAAUCCGUAUUAGUUUACUAAACUUAAGUACUGAAAAAAUUACAUUCAGUUAACUGUCUUAUCUGAAUAAAUAAAUUCAAGAAAUGUCUAUAACAUCAAUUGAUAAAAAGGAUAAACUAAUAAAAACACUCAUGGGUUCCAUCAAAAAUACACAUGAUAUAAAAAUCAUUAUUUAUAAACAUUACAUUAUAUAUUAAUAUUCAAUACACAUACAUACUAUUUAUUUUCUUUUUUAACUUUGAAAUCUCAAACAAUUAUAGAGCUAUAUCAUUUCCCAUUUAAAUAAAUAGUUAAAACAAAAAUAAGUUCAAAAUAUAUUUUUAAAUUAUAUUGUACAUAGUAUAUAUACAAGUUAUAAAACAAAAUGUUUAUUUAUUUAUUUUUUAUUAAUAUGCUUGUUAUUUUUAUCAGUGAUAUAUUUACUUAUUUAUGGAUUUUUUAUAUUAUCAAAUUAAUUUAUACAUUUUUGUAGAUUGUAUUUUCCUCAGAGCUGAUUUUUUUCUUUAAUUUUUAAUAUUACUUUACUAUGUACUAAUAUGAAUUCCCAAUUUAUUUUGAAGAAAGUAAACCAAAUAAAAAAACAGUAUAUAAGUGUAGAUGUAUUAAAACAAACAACAAUAAAAUAAUUAUUUCAUGAUAUAUUUGAAAAAAAAUAUAUAUAUAUAUACAUAUAUUUAGAAAUCAUAUAAACGUAGAAAACUAUAUGGAUAUAAAUGUGAAAAGUUAUUGGUUUUAUUUUGAAUUAUAAUUUUAAUCACUAAAUAUUAUACAUAAACAAACGCUAGUAUUAGUUAUUUAAUUUAACUAAAAUACUUUAAAAAAAAUAUAUAUUUCAAAUAUUUCAAUCUUAAUAAAAUAUAUAUACAAAAUUAAUGAAAAGAAAAAGAUUAAGAAAAUAGUUAAAACCAGAAAAAAAAAGAAUAUUAUAACUCGAUAGGGUAAAUUUAUUGAGUGAUGUUGAGAUAAAGGAGAAGGGUGGUUACAUAAAAAAAUUGAUACAAUAAUAAAUAUGCAUUAAUUAUAAUUGUUAAACAAAUUAUCGAAUAUACAUUUGGUGCAAUGCUUACAUAAAUCAAAAAUAUUUCUUUAAUUUCAGUAAGUUAUCUUUUGUAUUUACAGAAUAAUGCUGAAGAAAGUUUUGAUAAGGCAAAAACUAGAAAGGCAAUAGCACUGUGAAAAAAAAAAACAACUUUCAAAAUGUACUUUUCUUCGGAUGUUUGAAACGCUUGUUGCAAGUAAUAUUCUCAAAUAAAGUAUUUUCGAACUUCUGCCAUUGCAAAAAUCUAGCAUCGUGAAUUUUCAGCUGAUUUACGUAUCUUAGAAAGAAAAUAAUAUUCAAACCUUUUCACCUGAGCAUAAAAUAACUGCGAUUUACAACGAUCAAGUGAUAGUAGUUGAUAAAUACUUCCAAAUUAUAAAAUUGCACUUGCAAUAACGCAAUGUUAAAACUCACAAUUAUUAAUAAUUUUGGAUUUCAGAAAAAAAAAGAUUAAAAUUAUAAAGGCAAAGGCACAAAAUUUUAAACAAGCUAAUGUUAAGAGUUAAGCAUAUUACUAGUUAACAAUUUUUUAAAUAUUUAGUAAUUUACUAGCUGGCCGAACAUUUUAAUCCUUUUUCAUCGUUUUACUAACUAGUAAAUUACUAAGGCCCAAAUUAUCAAUUUUGACAGAAAAAUGACCAGAAUAUAUAACAAGACAAACUGCCAGCGAGCGAAAGAAUGAUGUGAUGGCCGAGUGGUUAAGAGGAUGAAUUUUUUUUUCAAAUCUAAAAUUUAUGUAUUAUGUAUAUAUUAUUUCAAGACGAAAUAUUAAAAAACACAACUUAAUUCUCUCAAAUAAAA
Messenger RNA from Episyrphus balteatus (marmalade hoverfly), 7885 nucleotides. It is a transcript of the gene unc-104, whose product is annotated as kinesin-like protein unc-104. The coding region runs from base 688 to 6030 and encodes 1780 amino acids. The transcript has 29 exons. Gene Ontology annotation, molecular function: microtubule binding; ATP binding; microtubule motor activity. Lineage: Eukaryota; Metazoa; Arthropoda; Insecta; Diptera; Syrphidae. The record is from RefSeq and is a predicted model, not a curated record. Gene Ontology annotation, biological process: microtubule-based movement.